Cryptococcus wingfieldii CBS 7118 is the source of this 1137-nucleotide messenger RNA. RefSeq lists its product as hypothetical. The record is from RefSeq and is a predicted model, not a curated record. The coding region runs from base 1 to 1137 and encodes 378 amino acids. The transcript has 4 exons. Gene Ontology annotation, molecular function: D-amino-acid oxidase activity; FAD binding. NCBI's taxonomy places the organism in Eukaryota, Fungi, Basidiomycota, Tremellomycetes, Tremellales, Cryptococcaceae.
AUGACUACAGCCAAAGCGAAAUUCGACGUCGUCGUCCUCGGGUGCGGGGUACUCGGCCUUUCCGUCGCAAAAGAGCUCGUCAAGAAAGGUCUUCGCACCGCUCUCGUUGCUAAGGACCUCCCAGAAGACGUCCAGAGCACAGGCUUCGCCUCUCCCUGGGCCGGUGCAUACUGGAUCUCCCAAACUGCAAACAAGGAGGAGCAAGAGUGCGAGCAAUAUACAUUCGAGCAGCUCAAAUCCGUCGCCAAAGAACAACCUUCCAUCGUCCAGCUCAUGCCCUUCUACCAUUACUGGAACAACCCGGAUUCUUGGAAAGAGCCUUGGUGGAAAGAUCUCGUUUCGAACUACCGCCACCUCCCCUCAUCCCAAGUGCCUCCCUCCUACAAGUACGGCGUCGGCUACGAAUCCUUCUCCAUCCACGCCCCCCUCUACCUCUCUUACCUCGCCUCCUCCCUCCGCUCCGCCCCUUCCUCCGUCCCCAUCAUCCGCCAACGCCUCUCCUCCCUCGAUGAAGCUUACAACCUCCCCUCCAUCGGGCCUGUCUCACUUGUCGUUAACGCAACGGGCCUAGGGGCGAAGACGUUGUUAGGGGUGGAGGAUGAUAACGUGCAUGCUGCAAAGGGACAGAGUGUGAUUGUGAAAGCUCCUGGGGUGAAGGGUAGUUGGGGGUUGAAGGAUAAACAUGAGUUGGAGAGCCAGCGCGCUAUCGUCACUUCCCGCCCUGGCCCAGAGGAUCAUGUCGUGCUCAACGGCUACUACUUUGCAAACGACGCAUCCACCGACCUCCUCCCUGCCCGUUCCAUCCAAAUGCUCAAAGACGCGCACAGACUCCACCCUCCUCUCGACGGCAAGGACGGGAAAGGCAAGUGGGAAGAUAUCGAAGUCGUCGAGCAGCUUGUUGGGAUCAGGCCUUCGAGGGAGGGCGGGAUGAGGGUUGAGAUUGAAGAGAGAAAGAUUGGAGACGGUGUGAAGGCGGAGUUGAGGGCGGUGAGGACGAAGGGGGAGAAGGAGGAUGAGGGUAGGGAGGUGGGGGUGUUGCAUGCUUAUGGUAUUGGGGUGGGUGGGUAUCAGGCGAGUCUGGGUGUGGCAAAGAAGGCGGGCGAGCUGGCGCAGGUUUGGUUUGACAAGAAGGCUUGA